Molecule: messenger RNA, 2896 nt
Organism: Osmia lignaria (orchard mason bee)
Lineage: Eukaryota; Metazoa; Arthropoda; Insecta; Hymenoptera; Megachilidae
Product: mesoderm induction early response protein 1
Biological process (GO): negative regulation of transcription by RNA polymerase II
Cellular component (GO): nucleoplasm
Molecular function (GO): transcription corepressor activity; histone deacetylase binding
Source: RefSeq, a predicted model, not a curated record
UGUUACAGAAGUGAAAUGAUACAUUUGACGAAUAUAAAUAAUAUACUGUGCAUUUUUCAAUUUAUUUGCUUAAAGUCUGUAGCAAUUCUGAACGACUUGGGUUGAUGCGAUUGAAAUAGUUUUGUCAUUGAUUAAAAUUGUGCCUUAGAAAAAUGUUAGAUAUAUCAUGAAAUUCUUGUGCUGACAAAUUUACUAAUUUUUCUGAAGAUCUACAAUUGAAAUCAAAUUUCCAGUGCAGUGAAGUGAAGUUCAUUGCAGCAUGGAGCGUCAGUAACAAGACUUUAAGACACACAUAAUUUGUACUGUUAAAAUGACUUAUUGUUGUAAACAUAAAAUCAACAUGAAUGUCAUCAGAUCUUAAGGUUAGGUUGCUUGAGGACACUUCUUCAAAAUUGUAACUGUGCAUCGAUCACUAGUACAUCCUUCUAUAGUAUCUACGUGACAUGUUUCUGCUUUGGUUACUGCAAGAGAUAUAAACAUGGCAGAUCGAGAUUAUGAUAUGGGUCCAGCUACUGAAAUGAUGGUAAAUGAUUUUGAUGAUGAACGGACGUUAGACGAAGAAGAAGCUUUAGAAGGUAGUGAAGAUUCUCACAACGAGUUGUCCGACUUGCAAAAGGAAGGUGAUAUGCCACUAAAAGAUCUACUUGCGAUGUAUGGAUACGGGGAUCCGUCGACUGAAAAUUCAAACAGUUCCGAUCGAUUGUUGAUCCCAUCCGGAAGCGGUGAUCCAGAAGUCGAAGGGCAAUAUUCGGAUAAAGGUGACAACGAUGCGGAUGAUGAUGACGAUGACGACGAAGCAGAUACGGCUAGUAACGAGCCAGACCUUAAACAAUUUUAUACAGAAAUGUUGGAAAAAGGAAAAGAUUCGACGGGAUCAACGAUGAAAGGGAGCAACGCCGGUACUGUAGGUACCGGAGAUAGCGGUAGACGACAUCGAAUUCAAGAUGACGAUGACGACGACGAAGAAGGGGAAGCCGAGGAAUGUUCCAUGAUCGAUGGUUGUAGUAAUAACGAAAAUACAAGGACAGCACCGACGAUAGGAGGUACUAGUGCCGCCAAGUGUAGUGGUAUAACUGCGCUUGCUGGUUGUACAAAUGAUAAUACAGUUGGUGGAGUAGAGGGUAGUAUCGGUAGUGGCACAGUUGACGGUGGAGAGGAUGGGAUAGUUAGUGGUGCCAUAGGCAGUGGCACAUCGAGAUUAUUACGAAGCGUUUCACGACCGCAGAGCGAGGAAGAAGAAGAUGACUGCGACUACAGUCCAGACGAGGAAGAAUGGAAAAAGACAAUCAUGGUUGGUAGUGAUUACCAAGCACCUAUACCGGAAGGUCUCUGUCGUUACGACGAUGCUUUACCCUAUGAAAACGAGGAUAAAAUGUUAUGGGAUCCGAGUCAUAUACCUGAAGAAGAAACGGAAGAAUUCUUAGAACGGGCACAACUACCGGCGGUCCAAGGUGGUUCCUUGCCUGCAGGAUCUCAUAUCAGAGACGAUGAACAAGCUUUAUAUUUACUAUUGCAAUGUGGUUACAAUCUAGAAGAGGCUUUAAGAAGACGUAGGAUGAACGUUGUACCGCCAACAGACGCGGUUAGUCUUUGGUCCGAAGAAGAAUGUCACAACUUUGAAUCUGGAUUACGAACUUACGGGAAGGAUUUUCACCUUAUACAGAAGAACAAGGUGAGAACGCGAUCAGUCGGUGAAUUGGUGCAAUUUUAUUAUUUGUGGAAGAAAACGGAACGCCACGACAUAUUCACGUACAAAGCUCGUUUAGAAAAGAAAAAAUAUGCUUUGCACCCUGGUAUCACCAGGGACUAUAUGGACCGAUUCCUGGAGGAGCAGGAAGGUGUGCGUGAUCGUAGCAGUUCACCGAAUGUACAUUGCUUAUUGUAUGGGGAUGCGAAACGACAAAGGUCAACCGCUAGCGCAGCGAAUACCGAUGAACCAAAAUCAACGGAACCAUGGGAUGGUACUGCAGUUGAUCCUUUGGCAGAUCUUAAUGGACCAACUGCAGCGCCACCGCCUCCUCCGCCUCCACCUCCACCACCGCCGGCCCCGACCGCUGUAACUGUAUCAUCAGCAGCCUCGGUUUCAACCACAUUGCCAACCACAGUGUAUUGCACAACGGCAGCUCGUCAUUCCGAUUGUUCACCGUCCGACACUAAUUACGCUAAUCCGCACGCGUGGCCGAAUUUGACGUCUCGAAGUCAGUCGACGACCUGCAUCGUAACGACGGUCACUAUCAAUACUACGACCAGUACCGUUCCAAUGGUCACAGCCGUUGGAAUUACAAGUACGGUAACGACCAGUUCCAUUGUAACUCCCGUUUCCUCGAAUAACUUGUAUCAUUCGCGUGUGGCGUCUAGGGGCAACGAUUCGCACGAUUCACCGUCACCGGAGAAUAUUUUACCUCAUUUGCCCCCUUAGCGUCGAACGCGACCUUCGGGUUCUUAGCCUGGAAGGCGUCGAAUGUCUUUUUACGUGACGCGCUUCGUUCAGCACUCGCGUCAACGCUAUCGUCGAUAACAUAUAAUAUUCGUUAAUAUCACGGAUUAUAUUUUUAUACUGUAUCGUAAUACGACUAUCGAUUACAUCCAAGCGUAAUGAAACGUUAUCCGCGAGACCGAAAAAAUUUAUAUAUUAAGAUACGUUAAUCGGAAGAGAAAUCAGUUGAGUAGCAAGUGGCACGUGAACGUAAAUUACUAGAGCUUUUUCUCCACACUCUGCUUUCUACUUUCCGAUCGUUUCUAUCAUUCCUGUAGAACAGAUUUAUAAAGAAAUGAUUUUAAAUCGUCAAAACGAUUCACAUUUCCAGAUCUAUAAAUAAUUAAGUGUUAUCAAAGUGAGCGAACGAUAAAUUGAAUUACAGAAUUGUAGCGCCGGGCGCAAAUUAAAAAAAAAGAA